UCUUCAGAGCGUGGCUGUGCAGUGCGGAGAGACCUGGGACUGCUGCGUAGAUAGUCUGAUUUGUCUUUUUAAAGUGUGAUCAUUUUUUACAGCUAAGAACAAAAAUGAGGGAGAUCGUUCAUUUGCAAGCCGGACAGUGCGGAAACCAGAUUGGUGCUAAGUUCUGGGAGGUGAUCAGUGACGAGCAUGGUAUUGACCCCACCGGCAGUUACCAUGGCGACAGUGACCUCCAGUUGGACAGGAUCAAUGUAUAUUAUAAUGAAGCUACAGGUGGAAAGUAUGUGCCACGCGCAGUCCUGGUUGAUCUGGAGCCUGGCACUAUGGACUCUGUGAGGUCUGGACCAUUUGGACAGAUCUUCAGGCCAGACAACUUCGUCUUUGGCCAGAGUGGAGCCGGUAACAACUGGGCCAAGGGACACUACACUGAGGGUGCAGAGCUGGUGGACUCUGUGCUAGAUGUAGUGAGAAAGGAGGCAGAGAGCUGUGACUGCCUGCAGGGCUUCCAGCUCACCCAUUCACUGGGUGGGGGCACGGGCUCAGGCAUGGGCACACUGCUCAUCAGCAAGAUCCGGGAGGAGUACCCCGACCGCAUCAUGAACACCUUCAGCGUGGUGCCCUCACCCAAAGUGUCAGACACAGUGGUGGAGCCCUACAAUGCCACGCUCUCCGUGCACCAGCUGGUAGAGAACACAGAUGAGACGUACUGCAUCGACAACGAGGCGCUCUACGACAUCUGCUUCCGCACGCUCAAACUCACGACACCCACAUACGGUGACCUCAACCACCUGGUGUCCGCCACCAUGAGUGGCGUGACCACCUGCCUGCGCUUCCCGGGCCAGCUGAACGCUGACCUGCGCAAGCUGGCCGUCAACAUGGUGCCCUUCCCCCGCCUGCACUUCUUCAUGCCUGGCUUCGCCCCCCUCACCAGCAGGGGGAGCCAGCAGUACCGCGCUCUCACAGUUCCAGAGCUUACCCAGCAGAUGUUCGACGCCAAGAACAUGAUGGCUGCCUGUGACCCCCGCCACGGCCGCUACUUGACGGUGGCUGCUGUCUUCCGUGGGCGGAUGUCCAUGAAGGAGGUGGACGAGCAGAUGCUGAAUGUGCAGAACAAAAACAGCAGCUACUUCGUGGAGUGGAUCCCCAACAAUGUCAAGACGGCCGUCUGCGACAUCCCACCCCGCGGCCUCAAGAUGGCCGCCACCUUCAUCGGCAACAGCACGGCCAUCCAGGAGCUGUUCAAGCGCAUCUCAGAGCAGUUCACUGCCAUGUUCCGCCGCAAGGCCUUCCUCCACUGGUACACUGGCGAAGGCAUGGAUGAGAUGGAGUUCACUGAGGCUGAGAGCAACAUGAAUGACCUAGUGUCCGAGUACCAGCAGUACCAGGAUGCCACCGCCGAGGAGGAGGGAGAGUUUGAGGAGGAGGGUGAAGAGGAGCUGGCCUAAGCUGUCCAAUUUCUUACUUUCACUUCCCAACAGUCCACUUUUAACACUGUUUUGUUGUCUACUGUCCUCUUCAUUUCUUCUAUUUCAAUGUCACUGUUGCACUGGCAACCCUCAGCUGUCACGCUGUACUAGUGUUAAUGUUCAAUAAAACCAUACAUUUGAAUGUAA
Megalops cyprinoides (Indo-Pacific tarpon) is the source of this 1610-nucleotide messenger RNA. RefSeq names its product tubulin, beta 4B class IVb (gene tubb4bb). The transcript has 4 exons. Gene Ontology annotation, cellular component: microtubule; cytoplasm. Gene Ontology annotation, biological process: mitotic cell cycle; microtubule cytoskeleton organization. The record is from RefSeq and is a predicted model, not a curated record. NCBI's taxonomy places the organism in Eukaryota, Metazoa, Chordata, Actinopteri, Elopiformes, Megalopidae. Bases 105 to 1442 code for a protein of 445 amino acids. Gene Ontology annotation, molecular function: structural constituent of cytoskeleton; GTPase activity; GTP binding.